CCUGCAUCAAACUAAGCAUGAGCAGAAAUAAAGGAUUGGCCGUCACAGGCCACUGUCAUUACGGUGUUUAGUGGGUUUCGGAGGUCAACAUGGAAAAAUAAGGUUAUAUUGCAAUACUAGAUAGCGUAUUGAUGCAGUGAUCGGAUGUCGUCAUGGGAAGCAAAGUGAGUGGCAAGAUGGCAGCUGCCAGUCGGGUCGUGCAGGUUGUGCGACCUCAUGCACCUUUAAUAAAAUUUCCAGAUCGAAAGAGUGUCCCUAGGCCAAAUGUACAAGAGGCACUGAAGGUUCUUACAGCCAGUCUCCCACAGAUCUCCCCAUCCGCACCUCCACCUGCAACGUCAAUAUCACCUCCUCCCAGACCACCGGGACCCAUCAGCCGACUGCCGGGCACCCCGGACAACAUCUCUGUAGUUAAAGAUCUCCCUCAGAAAUACCGCAGGAGAACCCUUGCAUUAGAUGAAAUGGACUACAUCCAGCGAGGCGGACCAGAGUGACUCGUCUGGUCCAGUUUAUUCAGACUCCGAAAUCCAUUGACUGACUUAUUUUUUUUUCUCAGUAUGAGGAGUUAAUAAUGUCAUCUAAAUAAAUUAUAGUUAUAUUGUACAUACAGAUUAUCAUUUGAUAGUUGAGUAAAGCCUACAAUUGGUUGUCUUAUUAUUCAAGUGCUCUGUAUUUACAUUAAAAUGCAAAACUCUUUGCCUUCUUAUUCUUCAAUCCAUCUGUGUUGUAUUGGCCACUCUGGCCAGUACAUCUUCUGACCAUCAAGAGCAUAGUUGAUUAAUUUCUUCUUCCAUUUCAUUAUAUAUUCUGAAUUCAAUGAAAAGCACUGAGUGCCAGCAUAUUCUACAGGUUUCUGAACUAAGUCGAUCACUACGAGUACCUGAACAAUUAAAAUGUUUACUAAUUUUUGAAA
Molecule: messenger RNA, 913 nt
Organism: Megalobrama amblycephala (Wuchang bream)
Lineage: Eukaryota; Metazoa; Chordata; Actinopteri; Cypriniformes; Xenocyprididae
Gene: kgd4
Product: mitochondrial ribosomal protein S36
Exons: 5
Coding region: 153-494 (113 amino acids)
Biological process (GO): 2-oxoglutarate metabolic process
Source: RefSeq, a predicted model, not a curated record